Messenger RNA from Oncorhynchus mykiss (rainbow trout), 3374 nucleotides. It is a transcript of the gene tead4, whose product is annotated as TEA domain transcription factor 4. NCBI's taxonomy places the organism in Eukaryota, Metazoa, Chordata, Actinopteri, Salmoniformes, Salmonidae. Gene Ontology annotation, biological process: regulation of transcription by RNA polymerase II; hippo signaling; embryonic organ development. Gene Ontology annotation, molecular function: RNA polymerase II cis-regulatory region sequence-specific DNA binding; DNA-binding transcription factor activity, RNA polymerase II-specific. Gene Ontology annotation, cellular component: transcription regulator complex. The record is from RefSeq and is a predicted model, not a curated record.
AGAGGCAAUGACUACCCCCGACCUCAGUUUUUCUUUGUGAUUUCCUUUUUCCCCCUUACCAAGGCUGGCUUUCUUUUCCUUUUCGGUGCGCCGUCCCCUCGAAUCCCCCUCCCUCAUUACGUGUUGACCGGUCGGUCCUGCCUCCCUAUUUCCCCUCGUCUUUUUCGCUCCCUUCCAGGCUUCAUGUCAUUACCACAGCUAAUUCCUGACAUUCCAGCCCUCUUCGCGCUUCAAACGACUCAGGAAAGGGGCGACAAAAUUUAAAUAUAUUUCUUAACAGAAAUCUGACCCCAGAAAUUCCACUUGCCUGUUUGACCCAGCGGUGUUGUCUGUGGCUUGACUUUCAACAGGAUCACCCUGUCCUAUCUUGUCCUUGGCCCCUGGAACGCACCCUCUACCCCCUGCACCUCCCAGCCCGGUCCUGUGGUCCUCCCGGCCCCCCACCACGUCUGCGGAGUGGGUGCCGGCCCCCUCCCCUGGGGGCACCAGUGAGGAGCUGAACGAGCCUCUGGACAAGCCUCUGGAGAACGAUGCGGAGGGCGUGUGGAGCCCCGACAUCGAGCAGAGCUUCCAGGAGGCCCUGGCCAUCUACCCGCCCUGCGGACGCAGAAAGAUCAUCCUCUCCGAUGAAGGAAAGAUGUACGGACGGAACGAGCUGAUAGCACGGUACAUCAAGCUACGCACAGGGAAGACACGGACAAGAAAGCAGGUGUCCAGUCACAUCCAGGUGCUAGCGCGACGGAAGGCCCGGGAGAUCCAGGUGAAGCUGAAGGUACGCUACGACCAGGCUGCCAAAGACAAGGCACUCCAGAGUAUGGCCACCAUGUCCUCUGCCCAGAUCAUCUCCGCCACCGCCUUUCAGAACAAGAUGGCUCUGCAGGGGCUGUCUAGGCCGCCGUAUCCCACUCCCGGCGGGUUUUGGCAUGGCGGCCUUCCAGGACAGCCUAGGGGUCCUGAAGACAUUAAGCCCUUUUCCCAGCAGAGUUACGCCAUGCAAGCGUCCGGCCCGCCCCCCAUAACAGGCUAUGAGAGCACGGCGGGCCUGUCCAUGUCGCCGGGCACCCCCCCGUGGCAGGGACGCAGUAUCGCCAGCUCCAAGCUUCACAUGCUAGAGUUCUCUGCUUUCCUGGAGCAGCCUCAGGACCCAGAGACCUUUAACAAGCACCUGUUUGUGCACAUCGGUCAGUCCAACCCCACCUUCAGUGACCCGUACCUGGAGGCAGUGGACAUCCGGCAGAUCUACGACAAGUUCCCUGAGAAGAAGGGAGGGCUGAAGGAGUUGUUUGAGAAGGGGCCGCCUAACGCUUUCUUCCUCGUCAAGUUCUGGGCUGAUUUGAGUGCCAACCUGCAGGACGACAGCAGUUUCUUCUACGGCGUGUCCAGUCAGUACGAGAGCUCUGAGAACAUGAUCAUCACCUCCUCCACCAAGGUCUGCUCCUUCGGAAAGCAGGUGGUGGAGAAAGUAGAGACGGAGUAUGCACGGUUUGAGAAUGGGCGGUAUGUGUUCAGAAUCCACCGGUCCCCACUGUGUGAAUAUAUGAUCAACUUCAUCCACAAGCUCAAACACCUGCCAGAGAAGUACAUGAUGAACAGUGUACUGGAGAACUUCACCAUCCUACAGGUGGUGACCAACAGGGACACACUGGAGACCCUGCUGUGUAUAGCCUAUGUCUUUGAGGUGUCUACUAGUGAGCAUGGAGCCCAGCACCAUAUUUACAGGCUUGUCAAAGACUGAGAGAGCCCUGUGGACAGAACCACUAUAUAGCACAACAACAAACCCAACGUUGGACAAUCUCCUCUAUAAGCUGCAAGCACCAUACAAUUGUCUGUCAGGACCCAAAGAAGCACUAGGAGAGUUGCUUGCCCAGUGAAACGACUGUGGAAAAGGUGGAUUGAGAGUAUUGGGAGCUAGAGUGAACUUUACUACUGUGUGAUGUGAGGAGCAGAGGGUGGGAACCUUCAUUGUGGUAUAUCUAUAUGUACCAGAGAAGCCAAACGUCAAGACGAUGCAUGAGAACGUUGAUUUUCAUCUCAUUUUACUAGUGCUUGCUUGUUUGAUUUAUUUUAUUUUAUGCAGCUGCAUGAGCAGGAUUGUGUUUGGUUGUCCAUGGGCGACACCUAAUGACUUAAUGUAUAUUGCACACAGAAGAAAGAAAAGAGGGCAAGAGGACAGAAAAAGAACUUUCAACCCCAAGACUGCACAUCCAUGUCAUUGUUUUUGGUGCCAAUAUUUGUGUUAUGAGUAUAAAUGUCAUGUACAGUACCCAUCUUCACUGAAAAAGAAUCCCAAUGGAAAAUAACAGGCAAAUUAAAAAUAAAUAUUGUAUUCACCUGGUUUAAAUUAUGGAAUUAAAUGCCCGAACUAACUUUGUCUCACACCACUCCAGCAGGUGGCGAUGGCGCAAAAUGCCUUUACUUGUGUCUGACCAAGAGUUCAAAUGUUUUACUCGUCCAUGCAACUGGAUACUGCCUUAAUUUUCCCGGUCUCCAGGCUGAGGAGCUGUGUAGUUGCCUUGGCAAUAGCUAAUGGGGAUCCAAAAAUAGAAAUACAAAUGCUUUUGUCGCUGAUGCAGCACGUGAUGAAAACAACACAGCUAGCUAGCUCCUAAACUUUCAUGAUCUAAAAAUGUCUAAAAUACAGUUGAGGGGUUUCCUCAACGAGAGAGCAACAGCUGCUACUGAGGAGAGGUAAUGGUUAGUAAAAAAAAAACGAUAGUAUCAGGAGGAAGUUGUUUUCAGAGGCUGCUCGACAUUGUUCUUCAACCAAAGAUAAAGUUAACGUUGCACAGAGCAGGUUUGUUACUCAUUACGCUUGUCUAACUUACUCAACCUAAAAUGUAUCGACAUUCGAGUAAUGUUAGUUUAAGUUGUUUUUGAGACGAGGUGUAGGGUUACAGUUGGGGUUAGUGUACCUAUUAAGCCCACGUACCCAUUAAUAUUUUUGCUUUAAAACAUAACCUUUAUUUAACUAGGCAAGUCAGUUAAGAACAAAUUCUAAUUUACGACGAGUGCCAAAUCCGGACGACGCUGCGCCAAUUGUGCGCCGCCCUAUGGGUCACCCAAUCACGGCCGGAUGUGAUACAGCCUUGAAUUGAACCAGGGAUUGUAGUGACGCCUCUUGCACUGAGACGUCACUCGGGAGCCGCUUCCAUAUUUGGAUACAAAUAAAAAAUAAGACUUUUUCUACCAUUUUAAUAUUUCAACCAGUUCAUGUGGUUGUUGUAUCCAUACCCAUUUGUAUUCUAAGCCAAUCAGAUGUUAAGUUAUUGACAGUUGUGUAAAUUCCUACUAGUGUGGAGGUGACUCACAAAAAUACAUUUUCCCAAUAUUUUUAGUACCUUCUCAGAUAAGUGAUCAUACUUCAUGUAUUGUAA